UCACCUGAGUUCCGACGGUCCCGCCACUUCAAAAGUGAAACUGGAAGGUACAUUUACGAAUGCAUCACAAGUCUUCAAUGGUGGGCGAAUAUGGAGUAUGUGAUCAAUGAUGUUGAGCCUCUGUACAUGUUUUUGAGAUUUGCUGACACAGACAAGACACCUAAUUUGAGUGAGGUGACAAUGGAGUAUCAAAACAUGAGGCAAACAUAUGCCAGCAAGUUCAGCAGUGACUACCCCCGGUUUGAAAAGAUCAUGGCUGUGAUAGAUGCAAGGAUGAACACAGUGAUGUCAGGCACAUAUAUAGCCACUGCUUGUGCUCUUAACCCUUACGUGCAGUACAGUUUGGGCACAUCACAGACAGUCAUGGCAGUAAUGCGCAACGGUCUGGAGAAAAUGUUGAAUACUAAUUCAGCAGCAAUUGCAUUGCAGGAAUUUGAAAUAUUCAGGACGAAGCAAGGUGAGUUCUCUAGUGACAUUGCUAGGCGAAUGGCCAUUGACCGGAAAACUUCACCAGCUGCUUGGUGGGCUACAUUUGGGGGAGAUACACCAGUGUUGCAAAGGGUCGCUCGACGCUUGUUGUCGCAGUGUGCAGUCUCUAGUGGAUGUGAAAGGAACUGGAGCACCUUUGCUUACAUCCACACCAAACUGCGCAAUAGGUUGAGCCACCAGAAAUUGGAUAAAUUUGUCUUUGUGAACUACAACCUCCGCUUGCGUCUGCAACGUGCUACUAGAGGGGCCGAUCCAUAUGACUAUGAUCCAGUUAGCAGUUUCAUGGAUCUUUCUUUGUACCGGCAGUCAUCAGCAAUUCAAAAUUGGAUGAAGCUUUCAAGGUCCAAUGGAGACCCAGCAUUUGAUGAAGACUCAGACUUCACUGACACUCCAUUGCCGAGCCAGAUGUUCACUGACAUAGGCUCUUCUCAUGGUCACGAUGAAGAUGUGGAGACAUGGGCCGAAGAAACAAUUGGGGACACACAUCUAGGAAAAAGGAAGACUAAGAUUGGUCCCGAAAUGAGAAAAGGGAAGAAACCACGCACUGAGGAGGAGUUAGGUAGUGACGAUACCACACCUGAGCCUAGUGGUGGUGAGGACAUUGGUGAUGAUGAUGAUGAUGAUGAUGGUGAUGGUGAUGGUGAUGGUGAUGGUGAUGGUGAUGAUGAUGGUGAUGGUGAUGGCAAUGAUGGCAACGAAAGUGGUGGUUAUCGUAUAUCUCCUACUAUAAGGUUCACUGGGGAGGAGGACUUCACCCAUGCAACACAAGAUACAGAUCAUGGAGCACCUACUUCACAACGACAAACAACAUCGACAAGUCGACAUGGUCGACAGGCCCCACUUGCAUAUGAUGAAGAUAGCUCCAACUCUGCCUCCAGUGGUCAGUACUACAACCCUUACAGUACUUCUCCCCCUGCAGGGGGCUUUCUGUGGCCACCACCAGGGGUGGUGAACCCGCCACUUCCGCAGCCAGUUGCAGCAUUGCCUUAUUUGGAUUAUCACGGCUACCUACCAUAUGGAGCUCCACAGUUGCAACAUCACCCACCUACGUACGUGUAUUUGCCACCAACAGAUGAGCCGUAUGAGGGACCACCGGGAGAGAGAUUUGAGGACUGAAGAAUGCAGAGAAUAUGCUACAUGGAUUAUUCUGGACUAUGCCUUUGCCUCUGUUGUAUCUUUGGAUUGUAAUAAUUCUAAUGGACUUUGGAUGUAUUGCGUUCUAUGUGUGGACUUUGGACAUGAGUUAUGUGUAAUAAUUGUAAUGGACUUUGGAUGUAUUACGUUGUAUGUGUGGACUUUGGACAUGAGUUAUGUGUUAAAUGGUGUAUUUGUCAUUGUUUUGUGGAGUUAUAUAUAUGUUAUGCAUUAUAAACUGUCAAUAUACACAUAAUCAGGGGAAAUUUUG
Messenger RNA from Panicum virgatum (switchgrass), 1894 nucleotides. RefSeq lists its product as uncharacterized. The transcript has 2 exons. Gene Ontology annotation, molecular function: protein dimerization activity. The record is from RefSeq and is a predicted model, not a curated record. Lineage: Eukaryota; Viridiplantae; Streptophyta; Magnoliopsida; Poales; Poaceae. Bases 91 to 1605 code for a protein of 504 amino acids.